AUGGUUCUCCUCCAGCUCACACUACUCUCUCUUGGUCUCCUGACCCUGUUGCCUGCCUCCUCUUUGGGCUGUCCCUCUGGGUGUCGCUGCUACAGCCUGACUGUAGAAUGUGGCUCCAUCGGACUCAAGGAGAUACCACAAGGCAUUGCCCAUGGAACCCAGACCAUUUUUCUCCAGGACAACACCAUAGGGCAGAUCAGACAGAAGGACCUUUCCGGUCUGGGUCACCUUCACUACCUCUACCUGCAGAACAACAGUAUCUCGACUCUGGAGUCAGGAGCCUUUCUCAGCCUGAGUCAGCUCCUUGAGCUCGCCCUCAAUGGGAAUCGCAUCCACCUCAUCACUGCGGAUGUGUUCCGAGGCCUGGAGCACCUGCGCAUUCUAUACCUGGCUGGAAAUCUGAUCACACGUUUGGAAGAUUACACCUUCCGUGGUCUCCAGCGUUUGCAGGAACUGCAUUUGCAGGAAAACAGUGUUGAAAUGCUUGGAGAGCAGGCACUUGUGGGCCUGUCUUCUCUGGCCCUUCUAGACCUGAGCAGAAAUAACCUCCGCACCUUGAGUCCUGCCACGCUGCGUCCCCUCGUCAGCCUACAGGUGCUCCGUGUCACUGAUAACCCGUGGCGCUGUGACUGUGCGCUCCACUGGCUGCGCAGCUGGAUAAAUGAGGAGGGCCAGAGGCUUCUGAGCUCAGCUGAGCGCAGGCUUGUGUGCGCUGAGCCACCGCGUCUCUCCCACCUCAGUUUAGUGGAAGUGCCAGCUAAUAGUCUGGUGUGUAUCCCCCCCGUGGUGCAGCUGGAGCCCAGCCACCUGACUGUUCGACUGGGAGAGAGCCUGCGCGUGUCGUGCCAAGCCUCUGGUUACCCACAGCCUCAGGUCACCUGGAGAAAGGCCUCUCACGGCAAGGCACAGCUGUCCCCGCGUGGCCUUGUCCAGGAGGUGGGCGCAGAGGGUGACGGCAAGGCCGGGGGCAGGUUGGUGACGGCCAGGCCAGCGGGGAAGGGCGCGACAAACGGACGGGGACCUGUACGAGGGACGGAGGAAGGCGGAGACCAAGAGAGCUUCGACCCUGACACGGGAAGCGGGAUGCUUUUCCUAAGCAACGUCACGGUGGCUCACGCCGGACGCUAUGAAUGCGAGGCUUGGAACCCUGGAGGGGUGGCGCGUGUGACCUUUCAUCUUUCCGUCAACAUGUCCUCUUCUUCAUCUUCUUCCUCUCUCUGGCCCCGCGUGCACACUUCCUCUUCCUCUUCUUCCUCUUCCUCGUCCUCUUAUUACCAUCCAUCAUCUGUAGAUGUCAGCCAAGAGCCUCUAUAUGAGCUGGAGAGUAUGGACUUUAAUGCCCUGGGUACUGCUACCCAGACAGCCAUAGCCGUUGGCAUUUCUCUGUUGGCACUGACCGCACUACUGCUCCUCUGCAUGAUCUAUAGCCGUCACCGCCAGCGGCAGAAAGAUGACUGUGGUUAUGGCACCAGCAAAGAAGAGAGCAUUCUCUACGUCAACGACUAUUCAGACGGGCCCACCACCUUUGCCCAGCUGGAGGAAUACCGUGAUGAAAGGGGCCACGAGAUGUAUGUGUUGAACCGUGCCAAGCCUGUUCUUCCGCCGCCAGUCUCCAGCCAGCAAGGGGGACUGCCGCCAAAUGAACCGCUGCAAAGCACGCUGACCCCGGGCAGGGCGGUUGGCAUGGGACCCCGCAGGGCUCCAGCCGAGGGCGGUGAGGGGCCGCCGCCAGACCCCGAGGGACUCUUUAUCAACCAGAGCCUGCUAUUUGACACGCAGAUUGCCUAUGAGAUCCACUGCUGA
Messenger RNA from Chanos chanos (milkfish), 1803 nucleotides. RefSeq names its product leucine rich repeat containing 24 (gene lrrc24). Bases 1 to 1803 code for a protein of 600 amino acids. Gene Ontology annotation, molecular function: protein binding. The transcript is spliced from 4 exons. NCBI's taxonomy places the organism in Eukaryota, Metazoa, Chordata, Actinopteri, Gonorynchiformes, Chanidae. The record is from RefSeq and is a predicted model, not a curated record.